This is a messenger RNA of Entrophospora candida, 162 nucleotides long. The record is from the annotation of a GenBank genome assembly. NCBI's taxonomy places the organism in Eukaryota, Fungi, Glomeromycota, Glomeromycetes, Entrophosporales, Entrophosporaceae.
AUGCCUUACAACAGCAACAAAGUUAUUCAGGAAGGAAAGAACGCUACUUUCACUCCAGCUCCAGCCGCUCAGACUCCAACUAUUGUUCCCACUCUAACCGCUGUUCGAAUCACCACAAUACUAUAUAGUGGAGAAAUGUACAUACGGAAUAUAAUUGUUUAG